AUUUCAGAGAAGCCAAUUUUGUGAUAACGCUGCAGCUGUGUGACCAGAUAUCCAUUUAGCUAAUAACUAUUAAGGAAAAAUAUAAGAAAGAUUGUCAUCUCUCUUUUUGUAAAAGUCUGGAAACUAAAACUUAUAAGAGAUGAGGUCAACUAGAAGCCGCGAGAAUGGGAGACAGAGGCAAAAGGCGAACAUGGAACACAUUGACAAGGAUAAGGAAGACAACGCAGAAUGUAACAAACUAAACUUUAACGAACAAACCCCUCUACCGUGGUCUACUGUUUCUGCAGGUGGAGACAAGCAACAAGCUACAAGUAAUAAAAUGACAAGUUCAGAGGGUAGUUUAGCUAGUGUCCAAUUGCUUGAACAACAGAAGAAACGAAUUGAGCAGUUGGAAAAAGACUUGGAUGAUGCAAGGGUGGAAAUUGAGAAACUUCGAUUGUACAAUAGACAGCUUGCUCUGAGCCUAACAUCACUUCAUCGACACGGACUAGAUAGUUCUAAAUUUGAAAACGGCUCCUCUUCUUUUGUUCAACAGUCGGCAAUCACCUAUCAACAUGGAAAUUCCGACGUUUGUGGUCCUCUGGACUCAACCAAUGCGUAUGAUACAUCUUCAAACAAUGAUAGGGUUACUCGUAACUAUCAGGAGCAACAUGAAGGUUGGGAAAUAACAAGUAAACAAGAAAAGAAAGCUCAAAGUCGUUACUGGACAGCAGAGGAGCACAUGCGUUUUCUUGAAGGUUUGGCAAGAUUUGGUCAUAAAGACAUGAAAGCCAUCGCCCGAUUUGUUGGAACUCGAAAUGCCACUCAAGUUCGAACACAUGCGCAGAAGUAUUACUUGAAACUAGCAAGAGAAGCAGCCAAGAGACAGGAACUACAACAUAGCCAACUCCAACCUGGAUUUGGAAAUGGAUCCUCAGAUGAACGAAGAAGUUGCAUAUCUGCUCCAGGAACACCGUCUUGUCGAACUUCGAUUGGAAAGAGGAAUAUGAAUGGUGAUGAUUAUAGCUUCUCUCUUGAAAGUUACAAAUCUGCAAGACUGGAGAAUGAAAUGCUGUCUUCUGAUGCUCUCAAGAGUGGGGAUUUCAGUGAAAGAGAUCAGGAUAUUACAAAGAGAAUGAACUGGUUUUCAAAUGCCACAGUAUUUCGUACUAUGAGUCUCGACCAAGAUUCCAGUGGAGGAGAGUUGAGUACCACUUCUGAAGGAAUUUCAGAACCUAGAAACGUUUCAAAUGAUCUGAUCCAUGCAAGCCACUACAGAGUAGGAACUUCUGAACUCUUAUUGGAAAGGGAAGGAAGGUCAUCUUAUGUUGACUUGUAUCAAAGAAAGCAAGAAAAAGAGACAAAUAGUGACAGCUUUUUGAAGAUGCCUUUGAUGGAAGGAAAGACUGGAAUGGACUCUCAGUUUGAUUCGUUUUCUUUGCAACAUCGGAGCAAUUCCUUGACAGAGUUUGUAGAAUUACAUGACGAACAUUUUGCAGAUUUUGAGAAUUUCUCAAAGUUUCAUUCUAUUCCAGAGAAGAGUAUUGGAAACUUAUUAUCUUCUGGUAAUUCUCUUAUGGAAUUUGAUGACUCUCAUGAAGUUGCUCGUGCCAUUGUUGAGUCGGAACGCAACAGUAUCGUUGACUGAGAUGAUAUUUGUGAGUUUUUAACAAGUUUUCUACUCGUAUCAUUGAUAUACAAACACUACUGCUUGUUUUGGUAGAUUGUCAUAAAUUUUUUUUGGAGACUGCAGUUUCUAAGUCGCUUGUAACCUUUUCUUGGUCUACCAAGUUGCCUAUUACUUUUGAUAUUCUUUUAAAUAUGUUGUGAUGAGACUGAUUUUGAGAUAUUCACCUUGGAUCUUAUAAAGCAGGCAAUACCAUCCUAUUAUCCACUUCCAAUAAUCUUAACUCUCCCUCUUCCAUGGAACUUUUGCUACAAUAAUCUCAGAUUGCACCUGUAAACGCGUGACAGUUUUAA
Molecule: messenger RNA, 1959 nt
Organism: Galdieria sulphuraria
Lineage: Eukaryota; Rhodophyta; Bangiophyceae; Galdieriales; Galdieriaceae
Product: myb domain-containing protein
Exons: 3
Coding region: 140-1627 (495 amino acids)
Molecular function (GO): DNA binding
Source: RefSeq, a predicted model, not a curated record